AUGGAAAGCAAGCAGGCGCGUGAUGAAGGAGAUUUCUUCCCUUUCGCGGCUUCCUCCGGGAAGUCGCCUAAUACCCCCAAAGAGCAGGAGCGACCCGGCUUCAAAGGUUCCCGUAGCAUCACCCCCCGUGGGACGCUCUUCACCAACCUCGAUGAGGCGCACCGUAAGAUCACCUCACGACUUCCCUCUAACAAUCCUUAUCGCAAGCCUUCGGGCGGGAGCCAGUCGGCCCAGGACAUCCCCUCUCAAGACCUUUCGACUCCCAUAAGCAUGCCGCCCGACAGUGGAGUUGCAAUGAUGAAACCCAACCAUGGUCUGCAUCAACAUGCCACAGAAAUUGUCCUGCCCCUUCCUUCUCCCCAGAACCCCAACAGAUCAUUGGCGGAUCGUCGAGCUGUGAAGAUCGAAGGUCCAUUGUCCACUCAUGAUGACAAGAACAAGAAUUUUGCUGUAGCUGGUUCUGCAUCCGCUGAAGAUAUUCUGCCUGAUGAUUCAAAUGAAUUCAGUCACCCGGGCACAGAACCCAGCACUGUGGACAAAUUUGUGGUCCAAUAUGCCGUUGGAAGAGGUAGUCGUGGUCGAUCACUCAGCAUAGGGAGCUCCGAGUACCACGGAUACAGCUAUUCCAGCCCGCGCAACUCGCUGCAAUUUGACCCCUACUCUCGUGAUGGUGCAACCACUCGGUUGGGGUUCAAUGAUGAAGAAGAGCGGAACCGCUUCAGCCGAGACCUGGAGCGAGGUCUGCCACAGUGGUGCGAUGAAAGCGAGUAUACCUCAUCUGAGCUGCCGCAAAUUCCUCUGCCGCACCGCCAAUCAGUCGUGGCUGGUGAUGAAACAUUAAUGCAAACAACGAAUGUCGCCGAUGCACAGGGACUGUUGAAUGCAAACCCAGAUAGCAAUGAGAUCCCACCGGCGGUAUAUGAUCUCUUUCCUCAGCCGUUGCGUAUACCGUCAAAGGAUCGGGCGAGCUUUCAGAAAUCCCGACCUCUGGAAGACGUGUUCAGUGAUGCUGAUUCCUCGUCCAUUGGAUAUGAUCCAUCAACCGGGUCCAAUGACGACCCGUUCAGAUAUGAUAGCGCGAGGUACCGGGCAUUCCUUAAGCCUGGUAAGGAGAGAGAUGUGAGCCAAGCCCUGAGACAUGUCAGUGGGGUCGGAACAUAUGGCGAGCAUUUACUCAAGGACAGCAAUGCCAAUGAGCGUGCAAGAAAGGGAAUGAAGAACUCUGCUCGUGAGUCACGAGACUUAUCUGCACCUCCUCUGAGAUCCAGAAAGUGGCUUGAUCAAUCCGAAGGUGGCUUCUUUGAUCAAGACACACUCCCUGCUGAUCAGGCAACGGUGGGGAAAUCUCGUGAAGUCAAAGUGAUCAUCAACCACAACCCGCAGCCAGACAAAGGAAAGGGCAAAGAGAAUCACGAGAAGAAGGAAGACAGCAACUUUGGCCUCACAAUUGAGCGCAACGAACAGACAAGCGCCAGAUUGACCAAAGACGCCACAAACGAUGGCGAUUGGGUGACCGAGGCCACCAGUGAUAUCGGAUAUGACCGUCAAGCUGCACCAGGGAAGCCCUUAAACUAUGAUAUUAAGCCAACGGGGAGCAGCAUUGCUGAUUACUCAGAUAACGAUGAGGAAGCCAUCCGACAAGGCAUCGUGGGCUCCACAGAGCAGAUCCUACAUCACCCUUCCGGCGAAUCCUUGUCUACCACCUACCGCAUUCACAAUGUAAAAGGCAUGCCGCAGCAGGUCAUGCUGCUUCGCACCCAGGUGAAUCGUGUCAACGGAUUUGCGCAGAAUUCAAUGCGCUUCAAGCCGGACGCGGGGAGGCUCAGUGGUCUGUAUGAAACACCAGGCAUGUUUCAAAAGCUAUCGAAAUCCAAGCCAUUCCCAGGAAAGCCCUAUCAACGUGCCGACAGCAGUAGUUACUUUACCAACAAGACGGAUCGCACAAAACCCUCAAAGUAUGAUUUCCGUGAUUCGACAUCGGAGUAUACUGUAUCUGUGAACGAUAAAAAAGUCAAUGGCGAUACCUACGCUGAUAUCCCCUCGACUUCCUUGGCUUCCAUUGAUACCGAAGAAGUUCUGAACGAGAACCCCAGUGGUGAACACAUCGGAGCCCCAUACCAAUACCCUGUGGAUAAGCACAACCAAGUUAAUCAGAAAACUCUUGGGGAUUCUCACCGGAAUGGACUCGAUUUUCCGAGACCGGAUGAAAGCAGCAUCUCCAGACUUGAAGCUCGACAACAGAUGAUGUAUGAGGCCGACGGGAAAAUCAUACCUUUCCCUCCAGACAGCCAGAAUUUUGGGAUCACUUCAAUCGGGUCAAAGUUUAGUUUCCCACUGUUGCCCCUUCGUGAUGCACAGUCGCUUCAUAAACAAAGACGUGAAAGUGGAGAGACUGAUGAGACUGAGUCGGCUGCCAAGCGAAAGAUGCGAGUCUACAGCGAUCAAUCAAGCCAGCCAAAUAUAACUCCCAUAUCACUAUUACCACCAUCUCCAGCUUACCUCAAAGGUAAGUCAGCUGUCCGACGAGGAUCAGAUUUCCGACGAGGGUCAGGCUUUCGAAGAGGGUCAAAUGUCCGACGGGGAUCUCUUUUGUCAACCACAUUCACGCCCCCACAUUGGGUCAAUUCAGUUGAGGAGAUCUCACCACUCUCUGAUCCAUCUCUUCAUGCUACUCCCAGCGCUUCACAGGCAGCAACAGCACUGGCUAGAUAUGGAGGCGGUGAGGACACGCCAGCAGCUAAGCGUGGAUGGUUUGUUCAGAACAAUCCAAGAGUCUCAAAACUACAACGGGACAAGUGCGCACAACAAGAUGACGCCGAGAACAGCCUGGAAAUGAUUGCCCGGCAAGGUGGAGCAUACCGAGAAACUGAUGAGUACAUUUCCAACAGAGUCCGUAAGGCCAGCAAGCGACAUACCAUCUUUUUCUACGGACUCGUGGUGUUGUGUCUCAUUCCAUUCAUCCCGCCAUUUGCCCUGAAGGGCAAAUUUGACAAUACACUUCGCCAUUUUACGAAGGGCCAAGUCAACCGACUGACAUCCGACCAAAGGAAAUUCCUCCAGUGGAUGUGGCUUGUUCAGAUUGUCCUCAUCAUUGUGGCCCUGACCGGAUGCGCUACUUACUUUGGUAAGCCGUGA
Molecule: messenger RNA, 3135 nt
Organism: Pseudomassariella vexata
Lineage: Eukaryota; Fungi; Ascomycota; Sordariomycetes; Amphisphaeriales; Pseudomassariaceae
Exons: 3
Coding region: 1-3135 (1044 amino acids)
Source: RefSeq, a predicted model, not a curated record